Helicoverpa zea (corn earworm) is the source of this 4617-nucleotide messenger RNA. RefSeq names its product interference hedgehog-like (gene boi). Gene Ontology annotation, biological process: axon guidance; cell-cell adhesion. Bases 193 to 2520 code for a protein of 775 amino acids. Gene Ontology annotation, cellular component: axon; plasma membrane. The transcript is spliced from 16 exons. Gene Ontology annotation, molecular function: protein binding. The record is from RefSeq and is a predicted model, not a curated record. NCBI's taxonomy places the organism in Eukaryota, Metazoa, Arthropoda, Insecta, Lepidoptera, Noctuidae.
GUUAUAGGCCGGUCGUUCGGAUGUGUGCUCCUUCAGUGUUUUUUCGACAGUGAUGUAAACAAUUAAACUUGAAUUUUUCUGUGAAUCAACACACUCUCAUAACACAAGUGUUGAUAAGAACAUGUGUUGAAGUUAUUUUUAUACAAGUACCAGUGGAUUUUGGUGGGAUUUUUGUUCGUUAAGGUUGCCAAUAUGGCGGCGGCGUUGCGUUUGCAGCUGCUUCUGGCAAUACUCGUGCCAGCUAUAGCACAACUGGAGAUGAAGUUCACAAAAUACCCGGAGUCUGUGAUAGCACCCCUGGGUGAUCGAGUGACCUUCGAGUGCGAAGUCAACGUGCCCGGCGAGAGGUUCGUCUGGAGAUGGAAACCAGACAGAGAUGAUGAUCAUUGGACGGACGUAGAGGAGGGGGAAAGCAAGAAGAUCAUACCAGGAUUGCCAGGAAGAAGUACUAAGUUGGAGGUUGAAGUUCUAAUGAAUAUGGAAACUACUUGGUAUCAGUGUGUAGUAUGGUAUGGUGCCAUAAGCCUGACUUCCAUCCCCGCUCGGCUGACGGUAGCGAGGCUUAUCAACCAUUCUGACAAGAUCACGGCCGAAGAGAGAGUGAUCAUCGCCCCACUGCAGAAUACCGUUAUCCUGCAUUGUAAGGAGCCAAUGUCGGAGCCACCAGCUGUUCUCACCUGGUGGAAGGAAGGGUCCAGGGGUAAGAGGAAACAGUUGGAAACUCCUCACGGCGUGCUAGUAAUACACAACGCGACAUCUGAUGACAGUGGAACAUACAGCUGCAGGGCCACCAAUGAGCUCAGUGGGGAGGCCCUUGAGAUAGCACAGAGGACGCACUUGAAUGUUCAGCGUGAAGCCAGCAGGGAUGUUAGGUUCCUCGAAACAGAAGACUACGUAGGAGUGAUAGACGAAGAAGACGUGCUAACAAUGCCGGUGAAACCCAACGGCGUGCUGCGUCUGUGGUGCGGAGCCGUCAGUACCCCUCCUCCGAAGAUCUCGUGGAGUUUGGAGGGAGACGGCGAGCUGAGGGCCUAUGAGAAUGAACAUAUGUUGACGAUAUCGCCUUUUACACCGGAACAAGAGGGCGUGUACUCAUGCACGGCCAACGGCAUCCGUCGUUCCUGGAAGGUGAUAGCCUUACAACCACCUCGAUGGGACGGUAACGUCUCCGUUUCAACGCCGAAUGAAGGAGGCAAGGCGCAUGUGACCUGUGGCAACUCCUUUGGACAACCAACCCCUCGUGUGUACUGGGUCUUGAACGCUGAGGUGCUGAAGAAUGAAAAGGGUGUUAAGGCUAAUAAUACGGACCUCUUCAUCGAGCACGUGGAGAAACGCCACGCGGGCAUCGUGCAAUGCUUCGCGUGCAAUGAGCUCGGCUGCGCGUACGGCGCCGGCAUGCUUACUGUAGUGCCGCUGCAGAUUCCAGAUCAGGAUUACCCAGCUGAAGUUCCAAAGACAAGAUACUCGAUUCAACCACCCAAAAGGCAUAACAGGAAAAAUCCUAGAAAACAUAAAGCCGUCAUGAUUCCUCCUUCAAGACCCAACGUUACAAGACUGAAUGAUGAGAGCGUUAUGGUGUCAUGGUCACACGAUAACCAAGGAUUACCCAUAAGAUUUUUCAAGGUACAAUACCGAGAGGUGAGCAACUCAAGCAAUGCUCAGUGGAAUACUGCCAACCAGGACAUCCCGGCGUAUAUACACUCGUAUCAGAUCGAUGGGCUCACUCCCGGCAAAUAUUAUAAAUUUCGCAUCGCAGCCGUAUACUCGAACCAGGACAACAAGCUGGGCAAGUCUAGCGCGCGGUUCCACUUGCAGCGCGGCGGGUUCAAGGCGCCGCGUGCUCCCGUGCUCACGCGGGCGGUUCCUAUGUCGCCUACUACUAUACAGCUGGAUUGGACGUGGACAAGCGGCGGCGAAGUAGAAGCCGAAGGUUUCUACGUAUACUACCGCGCGGUGUCAUCAGCGGGCUCGUACGAGAAGGUGACGACGUCGGGCUCGCCGCGCGCGCUGCUGCUCUCGCACCUCGUGCCCGACACCGGCUAUGACAUCAAGCUGCAGGCUUACACUGCGCAGGCUGCUUCCGAGUUCAGCGCUAUUAAGACAGCAAAAACACUCCGCUCAGCGGGCGCGUCCGGCCCCGGCAGCAGCCCCGCGAGCAGCGCCGCCGGCACCAGCAGCGCGGGCUCGUCGCCCCGCGGCGCGCCCGGCGCGCUGGUGACGGCGGGCGGCGCGCUGGGCGCGGCGGCGCUGCUGCUCGUGCUGGCCACCGCGCUGCUGCUGUGCCGCCGAGCCAGGCGACCCACUACCGAUAAGGAGAAAGGAUCCGUGCCGGAGAGCGGAGGCGCCAACGGGUACAUCCCGGCGAAAGUGCCAAUCACUAUUACGGCCAACCCUAUGCAUUCUGAGGGUGGCGACGCAGGGGUAGAAAUGUCAUUCUUACACAAUAACAACACCGGCAACAACGAUGACACACUACCACACUCAAGGAAAAAUGGCCCAGCACCCCGACAAUACGUGUGAAAAUAGACUCAAUUUCCUAUAAAAUAAGGUUCACAAUUCAAACACGUGUUGCCCCGAUAAACUGCUACCUUAUUGGUAGAAUACAAAAUUUUCGAAGGAGAAAUGUGAUAUCAUUUUUAUCGCCAUAUCGAAGUGUACGGACUUACGACAGUACAAAAUUAUAUUUAUAAUAUUUACUUAGCGUAGGUAUUUGUGAUUAUUUAGUAACAAAUGUUAGGGCACUCAGGAUUUAAGCAAUAUUUUGCUAUGACUGCAAGUUGGUGUAUUUUCACAGCUGAAAUUGGUAAGAUUAUGGGCCUAGACUUAUUUAAAAGACAAGUGUUACGAUUAUUUUAUUUAUUAACGUGUUGAGAACAACUGUGUAGAUCUGAAGCUAGUUGUAAGUAUGUAUUAAUUAAGUAGGCAACGCUUAGCGUGAUGCGCUUCGCUUGUGAAUCUCGGCAGUGUUGCCAGGACAUUGGAAAAUAAAAAAUCGGUAGUAAUGGCAAUGUACUUAAGAUUUGUUAUUGAUUUUGUUAGAAACAAAAUUGUAUAUUGACUAUUUCAGUAAUUUUCUGUUUCAUUAUAUAUUUUAAUUCUUGUACAUUUUUGUUUAUUAUAUUUUUAUUUCUAAGGUUGUGACGGACGGACAGGCAUUUAUGAAAUACGACUGUAAUUGUUUUAUUUAACUUUAUAUAUAACAUCACUUGUAUUGUAGGUGAAAGUUUUUGAAGAGAAAUAUAGGACUGAACUUUUUCUUUUUUAGAAAUUUUCUUUUGUUUAUCAGUAGCUUUUAAGAUAGCUAACAAGUAAACAUUUAUAUCUUGAACAAAAACAAUCAAAACUUCUAUAACUUUCUUCAAAAUCCUUCAUUUAGUUAUCUUGUAGUUAUAACUACGCACUUUAUUAUGAUAAUGAUCUAGUAUUAUAACUUUAUAACGAAAUAGGUACUUUAAGAACGUGUUUUGCCUUUGGAAUAUUAUAACGAACAAAUCUGCUUAAUGUGAAACAAAAACAAGAUAUCACUGCCAAAUGUACCUGUAUUAUUAUGAAACAAAAUAUCUGAAUUUAAAGGUAUUUGUAAUAAUUAACUUUGCAAAAAGCCGAAUCCUUUGUGAUAUAUUUUUUGUUUCGCAUUAAAAUGAAGAGAAUGCAUUCGCUCAUUAUUGCUCGCAAAUAAGACUGAAAAUGUUUUUUAUAGUUUACUCAACUUUUUGGGUGAACCGCGAUAUUAUUAUCGUAGAAUGUAAAGUAAAAAAUAAUUUAAAUUAAGACAAAAAUGUUUAUGAAAUUGUUUCAAAAGCACCCGAGGCUUAGCAGAAAUAAAAAUUAAUGAGUACAGUCACCGCUGUAAAUAUAAAAACAAAAGGUAAAUUAAGUUUGGUAAUUUGAAUUCAAAUGGCCGGCUAAUUUUCAUUUCUGUUAAGAACUGUGUUUGCUGGUCCAUGUUGAUAUCACGAAAUCUGUACGCGACUGUAUUUUUGCGUUCGUUUUUUCAACCCUGUGGGAGACUGACAGCUGUUUGUCAAACUCUAUAAAGACCACUUUAGCACAAGGUGAAACAUUUUAAUAAAAGAAUUAUAAAGCUCACAAAGUUACAAAUAUUGUUAUUCCUAACAAUGUGGCCCGUUUCUUCCUUAUGGUUUCCGUUAUAAAAAGUCAAACUUCCAAACUGUCAAACAUUUCGGCGAGAUUUGGAAACUCCAUAAUUAAUGAUUCGCGACCUCUUUACAGGGAAAUCUUAAUGUGCUUGUAGUUGAUAGGCGAGUCCCUAUCCCUAUUUUAUGCAAAAUUACCAUCUCUUUAAUUACACUUACAAAAUCUUGUGGUAAGUGGUCUUGAGCAACGCUGAUGCCUCUCUUAACCCUCUCACGGAGCUGCGUAAAAAGUAUAAUAUUUAAAUUAAAAGCUUAAAUAAGGCGCAGAACUUCAUAAAUCUUAGGGGCUUUAAUAAAAAUAUACAAUUUAUCAACAUUAAUUUAGAACGAGGUCUGUAGGGUUUGGCGCCAUUAUAAGUGUAACGCGGACGACUAAUUGAUUUAUUAUAGUAACUUUUACAACACUAUGUAUUUGUAAAAAAUAUUAACAAUGCAAUCCAAUAAAAUAAUUUAAAUUAUA